Sparassis crispa is the source of this 1320-nucleotide messenger RNA. Its product is annotated as cyclin. Gene Ontology annotation, cellular component: cytoplasm; cyclin-dependent protein kinase holoenzyme complex; nucleus. Bases 1 to 1320 code for a protein of 439 amino acids. The record is from RefSeq and is a predicted model, not a curated record. Gene Ontology annotation, biological process: regulation of cyclin-dependent protein serine/threonine kinase activity; mitotic cell cycle phase transition. Gene Ontology annotation, molecular function: cyclin-dependent protein serine/threonine kinase regulator activity. The transcript has 2 exons. NCBI's taxonomy places the organism in Eukaryota, Fungi, Basidiomycota, Agaricomycetes, Polyporales, Sparassidaceae.
AUGAAGGACGUAUCAACCGCGUCCAAAGCUGCCCGCCCGUCGGCGUAUCCCAAGAAGCGCCCGUCUCCCUACGGGAUCUCCAAGUCUCGGAAAUCCCCUCUCUACCCUCCAUCUCUUCUUGUGCGGAGGACGCCGCGCGCCGCCAGGGCCGAGAUGACUGCACAAAGGCAACGUAACGCGCAAAUCUUGGCACUGCGAAGGCAGGGCAUCUAUCUCGAGGAAGAAUACCAGGACGAAAUCCGAGCUUACAUGCACGAAAUGGAGCGACACACGACGUGCUCCAUUACAUCAAUGGAUCAACAGCCGGAAAUUCGGUGGCAUAUGCGACCGUGUCUAGUCGACUUCCUUGUGGAGAUCCACUUCACCUUUCGGCUUCGCCCUGAGACACUCUAUCUCGCGUUGAACAUAAUCGACCGCUAUGUGUCCCGGCGUAUCGUCUACGUCAAGCACUACCAACUUGUUGGCUGUGCCGCGCUAUGGAUUGCAGCCAAGUUCGAGGACGCCAAGGACCGAGUUCCGUCUAUAGAGGAUCUUGUACAAAUCUGUGGCAAAGGGACUUACGACCAGAUUGCCUUUAUUCAAAUGGAGGGUCACGUUUUGCAAACCAUCCAGUGGUCGUUGGGACAUCCAACUGCGGAGGCUUGGCUGAGGCUCCUGUGUGCCGAUCGAUGGUUGGAGGAAACCAGAGUGCAACACGUCGCACGUUUCCUCAUGGAAAUCACGCUUUUCUACCGAGAGUUUGUGAGGUGUCUUCCGUCGUCGAUUGCCCUCGGAUCUCUCACUUUGGCGCGCUACCUCUGCGGCAAGGCUCGUCGUGCGUUCGAAGAGACAGAGGAGUGUCUUGAGGUCGUGGAGCUUCUGGAUAACCGAUUGUCGAAGCACGUCAAUCAUCUUUCGGAGACGCUGGUUAGGAAGUAUUCGUUUGCUUUCUUUUCCAAGGCCGCGACACUCGUCGUACACUACUACCUGCAUGGCGGGCGAUUCGUUAGACAGCCAUCCCUUUCGUUCCCCAUGACUCCCGUUCGGUCACACUCGGCGAACAUCGUCAGUACUCCCAUGAGCGUUUCGACAACUGCCUCCGACUUCUCGGAUGACAUGCCAGCGACACCGACAAGUCCCAUGUUCUCGAGCGAUCCAUUCUCUGGCUCGUGCUUGUCGGACGACAAGGAGAAUCUGCCCUCCCCUAUUUUUGAGCCGAUUAUCCAUAAGAUUCCCGCGGAGCCUAUCCCGGAUCAGUUCCUUCCGCACGACUUCGUCACUUUAAGUCGCCCGGCACUCCAUAGCCUGAACGUCUCACCUCGUGCGACAGUUGUUGCAUAG